Messenger RNA from Pleurotus ostreatus (oyster mushroom), 801 nucleotides. RefSeq lists its product as uncharacterized. Bases 1 to 801 code for a protein of 266 amino acids. The transcript has 2 exons. NCBI's taxonomy places the organism in Eukaryota, Fungi, Basidiomycota, Agaricomycetes, Agaricales, Pleurotaceae. The record is from RefSeq and is a predicted model, not a curated record.
AUGGUCAUAACUCGUACACAGGCCCUCGAUACUCCCGAGGUCCAAGGCCAAUUCUCUGCCGAAGGCAAGGGUAAAACAUCGGCCGAGGUGGAUCGUCUCUUAGACCAUGGACUCGACGGUCCCAAGUGGGGCAGUUCUGAGGUUGGGGGGACGCGCUCUCAAACGAAAGCUGCCAAGGCCGCAGCAAAUGCCAAUGUCGAUCAUAAGAACGCUGAGAGUAUUUCCACCUCGACAGCUUCAACCGCUCCCGAAGACAUCUCUGUGCACACGAUACGCGUAACGGAUGCCAUGUUUCUGAUUCGCAUGCCACUGGCCUUGUAUCAAACAUUCUUUCCUGAUGCCAACAUUGUUCCUCGUUUCCCUGCGAUCGCAUUCGAACUCAAAGUCCCCAAGGCUCGAAGUCUCGAGGACGGCGAAACGGAUCACAUGAUAACGAAAACGAAUGCUACUAGCACUAUCAAAUUUGCCAUGCCUCAGAUUGUACAACAAGCUCAGUUCAUUUUCCAUAUGUGGUCCACUCUUCAAGUCUUCUGGAUCGUAGGUGCCUGUGGGCGUUGGGUACGGUUCCACAGAUUCAAGAGGACCACAACUCCCCCCAUCGAUCCAACUAAAAUAUGUCACCAAGAGUACUACACACCAUCCCCUACCCCAGCUACGUCAAUCCCUUGGAUAUCAGCUACGAUACCGAUUAUCGAGGAAGAUGGAGAGUACUCAGAUGAGUUCAAGGCUCUCUUCAAAAAAGCUAUCCAAGACACAAUGGGCGAGUACAGUACCUUUAUCUCUUCUUUAAUCACCGAGUAA